AUUAGAAUAGAUCAUCAUAGCACAACCAAGAAGAGUUGUGAAUAUCCUUGAGAGAUAUGUGAGGUGUUGUUUUGAGAGUUUUUAGUUAGAGCUUGUAUGUCUCUUCUUUCUAUUCUUGAAAGUAAUAGAAGUGUUUUUCUCUCAUAUUAGCACGAUCCCGUUAUUCCUAACAAGUGGUAUCAGAGCCUGGUUGAGCUUUUGAUAAUUUUCCCAGAUUUUGUCAGACAAAAUUCUACUGUCUGAAAAAUCAAGUUUUUCAGUAUUUCUCGGAAUUGCAAUCUUAAUAUAUCGUUGGAUUCGUCUCAUCGUGACGAGAAAACUGGUAUGUUUGGGGAAUUUUUUGGCCACCAGAAGCUGCCGUACGCGCCGCCAAACGCCGGCGAAAAACUGCCUGCGUCAUCACGCGCAGUACGCGCAGUCCAGAGGUAGAAGACGGCUGACGUCAUCGAUGACAUCAUCAGCCAGCCAGAGCUGCAUCAGCGACACGUCAGCGCCACGAGUGCAGUCCCAGUACAGUCAGCUGCCACGUCACCAGUCCACUGCCAUCUUCCACCAGCGCUCAGUCAGCUGCCACGUCAGCGCCACAUCACUACCACGUCACCUGCCACGUCACCCGUCAGUUUUUAAAUUUUGAAAAAUUGCAGUUUGGUCCCUCAUUUUUUGAAAAAAUAUAAUUUCGGCCCAUAAUUUUUCGAAAAUUGUAUUUUUACCCCGAAAGUGCCUACCCACCAUUUUCGGUCGUUCCGGACGCAACAGUGCUGCCCGUUUUUCGAAAUUCUUCUCCGAUAUUUCUCAAACAGAAAAUCAAAAUUAUUUAGAAGGUGAAAAUGACCUUUGACGAGUCAACUUCAUCUUUCGGAGCUAUGAUUAUGCUCACGGAUACCAACUACACGCUCUGGAAACCUCGGAUGGAAGAUUUCCUUAGCUGUAAAGACCUUUUUGAUCCAAUAGAGAUGAAAGGUAUUAAUCCUGACCCGGCCAAGUCAACGGAGUGGAAGAAAAUUAAUAGAAAAACUGUUGUUCAAAUCCGACAAUGGAUUGACCAUAGUGUCUUCCACCAUGUUGCACAAGAAACCGAUGCUUUAAACAGUCCAGUAGUACCCCCGCGAGUCUUUUCUUCCUCCCGUAGCGCUCAACUCACUCUUAAAUUCUUUCUCCCUCUUGUUCUAUCGUCGGCCAAGGGUUUUAAUUAAGAUGGUUUAUGGCACUGGUUUUUGGAUGGACCGAGGUGUUCACCUGUUCAUUGUUCAAGUUUCAUAUUGGUAUGGACGGAUGAGCUGAUUUAAGUGGAAGGGCAAAAUAGAAUUUCUUAUUAUUUUGGGGCUGUAAAUAGUGAUUUGGGGGCUGCAAAUAGAAUACCCUUAAUCGAAUGCUAUUGU
Cuscuta epithymum is the source of this 1379-nucleotide messenger RNA. The record is from the annotation of a GenBank genome assembly. Lineage: Eukaryota; Viridiplantae; Streptophyta; Magnoliopsida; Solanales; Convolvulaceae.